Molecule: messenger RNA, 1239 nt
Organism: Linnemannia hyalina
Lineage: Eukaryota; Fungi; Mortierellomycota; Mortierellomycetes; Mortierellales; Mortierellaceae
Source: the annotation of a GenBank genome assembly
AUGGCCUCGUCUCUAGAUUGGGCGACUGCGGUCCAUGUGGUGGAUGGACAGCAACAAGAACAUGUGUCUUUUCCGUCCUUCGUCAAGGAAUUCGGAAUCCGUGAUAUGGAUGAUGCAACAUCGUCGUACAAGGAGCUACUCGAAUCGCCGCGCAUCAAGUCGAAUCGACGGGAGCGACUCAAGGCGGACUUUGCCGACUUUGUCCGACGGCGUUUGCCUGUCUUUUGGUCGCAAUGGGAGAAGGGGGUUGAGAUGGAGACCAUGCAGCUCGAGCUGGAGCACAGCGCCGCGAUCGUUGCCAAAAAGACUGCAGUAGUGGCAUCACUUCAGGAUUCGUCUAUGCUCUCUGGCAUUCUGCAGGCUCAACAGAUUUCGAGAGACGCCAGCCAUUCAACCAAGGUUCCUGCAACAACUAUUCAUCCAGGGAACGAGAGUGAUUCAGCAACAGAUCUAUACAUUGCUGAGUCGUCGCGAGCCAAAGCGACGCCUUUCUACGAGCUGAUUGCGUUCGUCUUCAAGAAGGCCAAGGGGAAGCCUGCGACACUUCCUCAUGCAGUUCCACGCGGGCUGUCCAAGAACCACGAGGAGCUCUACCGCGCUGCAUUGGCCCGGCUGCGUGCCUCAGGGUCAUGUUGCUACCCAGUUAUCGCCGAAGGCCAAGGUCGUGUGCUCGACUUCUACACCAUUCGCCGUUAUGAGGAUGUGCUCGGGGCAGGCUGGUCGGCUGAAAAGUGCGUCGCGCUGCCACCACAGGUUGGCCAGUUGAAGUCGUUUCUGAUGUCGGAUAAUCUCUUGACGCUGAUUGCUUUUAAGGAACAUAUGCGCAAAUUUGCAAUUGACGUGACGGAUGCGCUGGGCAUGUCGCCCAGGAGUCACGUCGCCCCGGACGGCGAUCGAGAGCUGUUGUCAGCGUCGUUUGAUUCUUCAACGCCUUCAUCUGUUUUGCACCCACGGCGCGACUCGUCCCCUUCUGAUCCAGCACCAUCUUUUUUGCACCCACGGCGCGACUCGUCCCCUUCUGAUCCAGCACCAUAUGUCUUGUCCGCACGACCCUGUGCACCCCUGUCUGGUCCAGCGCGUCUUCCCGCUCACAGAGUGCGGUCCAGCACCCCUCCACGACGGAAGAGGCUGAAGCCUUUCGUAGUCUUUUCUCCGUCCAAGAAAGACAAGCUCAACGGUGGUGGCGCUGCCGGCGACCACGCGGGCAGUUAUGACAACGACGACGAUACAGACAAGUAG